UCAGGCAAUAUACAUUUGUCGGUGGCUUCGGCUUACGUUGCAUAUCAGACGCACUAUUUAUUUCCAAACCAAACUCUAAUCAAUUAUUGCCUUGCAAGAGUGAUUAUGUGUAGCUUUCGGCAAAGAAACCAUAGAUUAUUAGUUACGCAUAACAGCGGUUAUGAAUAGACAUUCUAUCGCAGCUGCAAAUAUCUGCUGGAAACAACCACUUUUAGCAUCACUUCCGCACGAGAGGACUCAAAAAUACAUACAUCCGUGGUGAUGUAAAACAGUGGUGCGGAUUAACGCAAUGGAUAAAAGCAAAUCACCUGUACGUCGUGCUAAACGUCAAUCUAAAGUAGUGGAAGAAAAUUUCUGGGACUGCAGCGUCUGUACUUAUCGCAAUACUGCUGAAGCAUUCAAGUGUUUAAUGUGCGACGUGAGAAAAGUUUACUCCGUUCCAGGCACUUCCACGCGAAAGCCGCGACUAAAUUCUGCGCUAGCGGCACAACAGGCAGCGACACAAGCAUUUCCCGGAGCAUCCGGUGGAUCACAGGCCGGUUCGAACGUGAAAUCUCCUGGUGGCACAAAAUCACUUCGUAGCAAAGGGAAACGUUCAAAACACCCAGCACGCUUAAAAAACAUUGAUCGUUCCAGCGGACAGACACGUGAAGUGACCGUUAAUUCCGUUACGGUGGUUAUUACCGAAUACAAACCAAAGCCCUCCGUGAGCCGGCAUGAUUCGAGUGAAAGUUUCAGUGAGAGUAACGAUUCUAGAAGCUAAGCGUGCUUUCAUUGUACUUCUGACUGCUUUCUUAGGUAAUAUUUGCGGAUAGAAUGUUAAAUUCUGCAGAUAGUAUAAAAAUUUACUUCAACAAUAUGAUUGGUUUAGUUUAAAUAAGGUGUCGUAAAUGGUAGGAAUAUGCUGAAUACGAUUUCAACGCAUGUCCUGUGCAUAAUACAAUCGUUUUCUUAGGAAGCAUUUUUUUUAUCGUAAAGGUAUCGUUCUGUUUUAAAUACAUACAGACGCUCGUCAGCUAUUCAGAAGUUACAGUUCGCAUAUAACCAUCUCUCAUGCAUAGGCAAUACAAAAAACUCUAAUACAGAACUAAUAGAGAUAUGAGCUGAGAACUGGUAUUUAUCCAUUUUAAGUUAAAUUAGUAGAGUAUCAAAACAAACCAUAAUACAACAUGAGUCAACUGUGUUAACAAAUUUCAAUCCUUAAGUCUUCAUUAACACAAUGAGUGUUAUGUUUUAAUGGUCAGCCUUGAUUCGAAUUCAUGAGUUCGGAGCGAAUUCAUGCUCGAAGUUUUUUUUUUAAAAUCAGGAAAUCAUUGUUUAUAUUUAGGUUUGUAUUGUUUAAUGCGUCAUACUACCGAAUCAGGUAAAGAGGUAAAUAAAUUUUAACAUUACUGCAAGACAAACAUACACUCUGUGUAUCUGUGCUUGUGAUGAAAAGUAGUGUAUAGUGUAACAGAAAUCCACAAAACUGCCAGUUUCCAACUACGUAACAAUUCAUCAUAACUUCAUCACGUACAAGGCAGGGAGAAUGAUACUGUAAAUGAAUAAACUUACUAAUAUGAUAACCCUAUUGUAUUUAUCCCGCUCUUUUAAAUAGUUGCUAAUACGGCUUGCACAACGCUAUUAGAAAGCUGAUGUACACUUUCCUUGCCUAAUAAGAAAUUAGUCAUAACUUGAUGUUAUCAGUAUUUGAGA
Molecule: messenger RNA, 1695 nt
Organism: Anopheles moucheti
Lineage: Eukaryota; Metazoa; Arthropoda; Insecta; Diptera; Culicidae
Gene: RYBP
Product: YY1-associated factor 2
Exons: 2
Coding region: 290-763 (157 amino acids)
Biological process (GO): positive regulation of DNA-templated transcription
Cellular component (GO): nucleus
Molecular function (GO): transcription coregulator activity; DNA binding
Source: RefSeq, a predicted model, not a curated record